Molecule: messenger RNA, 5562 nt
Organism: Astyanax mexicanus (Mexican tetra)
Lineage: Eukaryota; Metazoa; Chordata; Actinopteri; Characiformes; Acestrorhamphidae
Gene: znf770
Product: zinc finger protein 770
Exons: 2
Coding region: 250-3888 (1212 amino acids)
Biological process (GO): regulation of transcription by RNA polymerase II
Cellular component (GO): nucleus
Molecular function (GO): DNA-binding transcription activator activity, RNA polymerase II-specific; RNA polymerase II cis-regulatory region sequence-specific DNA binding
Source: RefSeq, a predicted model, not a curated record
UCGUUUACACUGAAAUCCUAUUGGGACCUUCAGGCGGAACUCUUCACCCAGUCGCUGUUUCCACCGGGCGGAGUGGACGGACAGAAGUGGUGUGUUUUUAGCGAUGGGGUGUUUUUCGAGAAAAAAGGGAAAAUUCGGAUCAAAUUGCAGCUUGUUUUAAACCAAUUCAACACAGGAUGCACGCUCACAACGCGAUGAAAGCUCAGACAAGACUCUAGCACUGGAAAGAAAUAUUUGAUUCUGAGCACAAUGCAUGACCUGAACAGCAUGGCGCUGCAGUGUUCAGUUUGCCUAAAAAAGUUUGAUUUUUAUUCAAAACUACGGCGCCAUCAACUGACCCAUUCUGGACAGAGACCCUUUACAUGUUCUAUUUGCAACAAAGGCUUCCGUCAGACUGCCCAUUUGAAGAGACAUCUGGAGAGCCACGCAAAGCCGAGACCUAACUGGGUCUUGGGUGCAGCUGAUUCCGAGUUACAAUACAAGAACACAGAGGAGAGCAGUACUGUACCUCAUGCGAGAGCUCAGCCAAGUAUUUUGGAGCAAACUGAGAUGCCGUCUGCUUCUGAGUUGGUUAAUCACAGUGUGUGGUACAAUGCCCUGCAGACACAAAAUGAAAGUGAAUGGAAAUAUGUUGAGGACGAUUGCACAAAGGAGCAGGAACUGGUUGAGAAUUCAAUGAGAAAUAGUGCAGACUCUUUUAUAGUAACCAACUCUUUACAGGAGCAAAACCACACUGAGGACUAUGUUGCUAAAAAACAGACAUGUGACACUGUACAUUGGAAUUACAGUGGAUUUGCCGAAAAAGAAAAUGACUGUCAAAAUGAACAGUACUCAGAAUGCAGAAUGCUCAAACCUGAGCCUGAGACAAGUCUAGAAAAGCAAGAACAAUUAGGGUUAUAUGAUAGUCGUGAGGAUUUACAAACGGACAUUGGGAUAUCAGACAGCUCUUACUCAGGUAUUGCUCAAGUAUCACUGGAAACCAUGGAGAAAACGCCAAAGCAGCACCAGUGUGCCACUUGCUUAAAGUGCUUUAAUGCUCCCUCUAAACUUCGCAGGCACGUUUUAAUUCAUACCAGCGAGAGGCCUUUUGGCUGCCAACUUUGCAGCAAGGCUUUUCGCCAGCUUGCGCACUUGAAAAUUCACUUGACCACUCAUUUUACACAGAGAAAGAAUAGGGCAAAAUUCAAACCGCUAAAUGUUUCCAGUGGGAAAGCCCCUCAGAGCCGUGGUCACCAGCUCAAUUCCAGCGUAAAAAUAAGUGCCUGCUCCUCCAUGCCUUUGGCAGGAGAGACAGGAGAAAAAAUACCCUUCCAAGAAACCUUUGUCACUAAGAAAUCAGAGGAAAACUGCAUUAGAGGAGAGUUAUUACCUAAAGAUAGUGUCACAGUGAAGUUGAAUAGUGAAACCUUAAUGAGAGGUAAAGUAAUGCAUGAAUGCCCAGUGUGCUUCAAAUGUUUCAGUGCUCCAUCCAAGCUAAGAAGGCAUUGCCUUAUUCACACAGGCCAGAGACCCUUUCAGUGUUCUUUAUGCUACCGAUCUUUUAGACAGUUGUCUCAUCUGAAAGUACAUUACAGCGUUCACACUGCUCCUAGGAAAAAAAGGACUUUGCCGCUUCAGCUUCACAAAGCGGGCAAUCAGCCUCAUUCCUCAAAGACCAGGCUAAGACGCUUUGUGAGCAGCCUUAACAGGAAAUUCAGAUCAGUAAAUCACCAACAGAAACAAGUCAGCUUGAAGGAGAACAUUUUGAGUAGUAAGUCUGCAAGUUUAUCUUGUACUAUAGGUUGUAAAACUACAGACGCGAACGACAAUGUUUGGGAAAGUGAUGUACUUAAAUACUCAGAAAACAAAGACUGUAGUACUAGUAGACAAGGUUAUUGGUGUACAGUGUGUUCAAAAUCCUUCAAUGCCCCUUCCAAACUCAGGCGACACCUUCUGAUCCACACAGGGCAAAGACCUUUCAAGUGCCUAGUAUGUUUUAAAGCUUUCACACAGAGAUCCCACUUAAAGGUUCAUAGAUGUAGAAGGCAAAGCAAAGGAGCAGGUAAAUCUACCUUAAGUGAGGUUCAGCUGUUGGAGAAAUUGGACAAACAUAGCCCAACUCCCAAUGUUCUCGAGAUUACAGAUGAUCCUGUAAAUAGUCAACAGCCUACAACAUGUAAUAACACAGUGACAGACAGCACAGAUAGCUUUAUACCCUCAAACAACAUCUUGAAAUCAUCAUCAGUGUAUAUCGAAGACAAUAGCCAGCUCACUUCUCUUCCAAAUGCAAACAUACCCAGUGAAAGCAUGACCAAUUCUACCUUUGAAGGCGUCACGGACACGACAAACCAAACCAAAGAGUGUGGACAUCAGUGCACAAUAUGCUUGAAAAUCUUCGACUUCCCAUCCAAACUCUCCAGGCAUCUGCUGAUUCACAUGGACAUCAGGCCUUUCACGUGUGCUGUGUGCAGUAAGUCUUUCAGACAACUCAGCCAUUUGCAGAGCCAUGAGAAGGUUCAUACACUGAAAAGAAAAAUGAUGUAUAAAGGGAGUCACAAACGCAGGAUUGUUGCACCAAAGACUGCACCUGCUUCUGAGACAUCAAAGACUUUUGAGGCAUCUAAGAUUUCUUUAAAUAAGAAGAAUACCAGCAAUCAAGACUCUGAAAACAUUCCAUCGCUGCAGAAACCAGACCCUGACUGUGUUUUGGUUGAAAGCAAUGAAAAUCCAGAAAGCCUGCAAAUGAAUACAUUUAAUAAUGUAUCUCCACCCUCUUGUUCCUGGUCUGCAGAAGAGUUAUCAUCUGUGAAAAGCACAACAGAUGCAGACUGCACCAACCUCCAAAAUGAAGCCAUGCCUGGAAAUGUGUUAGCUAAUAAUGCUUCCCCCCUUAAGAAGCGAAACCCAAAUCAGUGCACCUUCUGUCUGAAGACCUUUGAUUUCCCAUCAAAGCUUUCCCGACACCUGCGGAUCCAUACAGGCCUCAGACCUUACGAGUGUCAUGUCUGUCACAAGUCAUUCAAGCAACUAAGUCAUCUGCAGUGUCACCAAUGGGUCCACAACAGAGCCUGCAAAAAAGUUAUAGUCUCGGACAAUCUGCUGACACAUCAGGAGCCAACCUCACCUGGUUGGGGAACCAUGUCAGGAAAAGAACCUCAUCAAGAGAGACCUGAAGGAUUUACCCUGGUACACCAUGGGCAGAAUGCUUACACAGACCAAGAACCCCCUGUGAUCUGGAAUCCUGGAGAAUAUGUAAGUGCUGAAUGCAGUUCUUCCAGUUCAGAUCAUAAAGAGAGUAAGGUCAAGUCUGAAGUUGACCCACAGGUGGACAGGCUAAAGCUUGAAACGGGUACCUCUGUAAUCGGUGCUGAUGGGGUAUCCAGAAGACUGGAUUGGUAUUGUCCAGAUCAAGUGGAGCUGAGCAAAACAAGUGACCUCAGUCAAUCUGAGGAAAGACCAGAGACCAAGAAUACUCAGGACAUCCACUAUUGUGUUCCUGAGGACUGUUCCAACAGAUCUCCAACUGUGUCGGAUUGUUGUAGGCUUGGCUUCAGUUAUGAACAGCAGGAACCCACAGUGUUCAGAGGGCCUAAGAACGAAGCUGCUGAGGAAGACUACGAGACAAACUUCACCGAACCCCCAAAUGACCUUCCUAUAUGCCCGGCCUGCAGCCAGUGCUUUCCUACAUUAAAGAAACUGCAUGCGCACAAAUGCCCACUGCAGGCUCCUGAAGAUAGACUGCGGAAGUCCUAUCAGUGUGCUGUUUGCUUCAAGAGCUUUGAAGCUCCAUCUAAGCUGAAAAGACACUACUUGAUCCACACAGGCCAGAGACCUUACCAGUGCACAAUGUGUAACAAAGCGUAUACUCAGUCAGCUCAUCUAAAAACACACAUGUUCUCCCAUAGAUAGACACUAAAUCCAACACUCUGCAGUACAAGCCUGCUGUUCUUUGGGCUGUGUGCAUGGGCAGUUUAGUGGAUCUGGGCUAUGGAUUAUGUACAGAAUAUUAUGGGAACUAUGGGACAACAGGAACAGUUAUUGUACAGUUUUAUGUCUGAAUGAUCUGUUAACCUAUUAAAAUUGACUGAUUCAUUGUUUUUUUUGUUCGGUUUGUAAAGGAAUAAUUAACAUAUUAUAAACAUGUUACAUGUUGCUGUUGAACAAACAAUGUUGCCUUUUUUACUUAAUAUAAUGUAAUCUAACUUUUUAAUUUACUGUAAAGACUGUAAAUAGACUUUUUUUAUUUUUCCCUGCUUUUGGAGGUACCUUUUCACAGACAUUAGCUCCCACCACUAAUCAAUCCUUCCCGAUCCACCUAAUUACUGCCACCAGGAGAGCCUGAUCAUUUGAAUGGAGUAUUUUUAGAUGUGGGAUAAAAAUGUAAAACCUGCAGGACACUAUGGGUGUGUCCCAAUUGCAUACUAAUCACUACCUGUUUUGAAGUAUGUAAAGUAGAUAAGUGUACGAGUCCAUUGUUUUUUGAGAGUGGAAAAAAUUGUCACUAUUAUCCCACAAUGCAAUGCUUAAUGAAAAGGGAAGAGCUACUUAUAUUCGAAGCAAUAUGAGAAAAAAAGGGUGGAUAACAAUGUAAGUGCAGCAACAGCAACUGGAGAACUUGCAGUGAUGUGUUGGUAUUGCUUCAUCUUAAUAUAAAAUGGUUUAUUACAUUAAUAUUUGCUGUAAAAACCUACCAAUCUCACACAAUGUAAAUUAAUAUUUAAUAUAUAUAUGAUAAAAGAGCUGGGCAUUAUAUUUUCCAUAUCCAGGCCUUCACAUAUACACCACAGAAAUUUAACUGAACUUUACUGCACUUGUUAAGGUCCAAACCAGACUACAGUUCUCUGACUGAACAAGAAAAAAGUACUGAAUAAAAUUAAAUGGGGUAAUUAAACUACAUUUAAAUAGCAAUAUUACUUUGAAUAAAUUGAAAUGAAUGCUGUUUUACUUCAAAUACAUGAACAUUUUGUUCAAUUGUCAGUUGUUUAUGUGAAUGUUGAUUAAAUAUUGAAAAACUUUUUUAACAUGUCUGCUUCACAUUUUUAUUGCAGUUGUAACAUAUAUCCUUACAAGUAAAAUUUUAUAAAAACCAUCAAAAACUAAUACUCAUUUUUUUAAAGGGAUAAUACAAUUAACAUUGAGCCCAGCCCUCUAAAACAGUCACAGUAUUUAAUAUGCCCCUUUGGGAAAAUUAACUGCCCACCCCUGCCUAUACCUAUAGUAUUAAUGUGUAGUAAGCACUGGGAUGCAGCCUAGCUCUCUAGUAGCUGGGUGGGAGACCUCUGUUCUGUAGAGUUGCUUUUUUGAGGUACAAUUUAAUUUUUUUGUUUGUGGAGAUUGUAUAUAUGAAAAAUGAGAGGAAAAAUUGUUAACAGUAAAUACUAAGCUUCAAAUAAGGUGGGGAAAAAAGAGCUGGACAUUUAUUUAUGUACUUCCAUUUAUAGGCACUAGAUGGCAUCAGUUGUCUGUCUUGUAACCAGGAAUUUGCUUUUGCUUGCCAAUAAUAGGUGUUCAAUGUUAAGAUUCAGAGGUGAUGGAUUGAUGGAUACAUACGUGGAUCAAGUUAUUAUUUUAAUAUUUAUUUAU